Molecule: messenger RNA, 2243 nt
Organism: Plasmodium knowlesi strain H
Lineage: Eukaryota; Apicomplexa; Aconoidasida; Haemosporida; Plasmodiidae
Product: SICAvar, type I (fragment)
Exons: 5
Source: RefSeq, a predicted model, not a curated record
AUGUCAGCAUCCAAUGAUGGAUUGUUACAGAAGUGGUUGGAGCAGAGUGCCAAUGCAGGAACUGCUGGUCCGGGGACUCCGGAUCCUGCGCAGAGGGCCAAGGAAAUUACCGACAAGUUGAAGAAUGAUUUUCAGGAUGCAUGGGAUAAAUUGAAGACUUCUCUGUCGAAGGGGGAAGCGUCGGAAAUAACGAAGCUCUGUCAUAAGCAGGUGAAAUGGAAUACGGAUCCAAGGCCAGGGGGCAAUGAGUCAUUUGAGAGGGAAUAUAAGAAGGAUCUAUGUGCUGGUUUAAUGGGUAUUCGCUAUUUUAUGAGUGGUAUAACGGAAUUGGGAGGGAACACGAGGGAUGCGAAGAUCGAAGAGAACCUCCCCGAAGAUAAGUGGUUUGCUCGUUGUACCGUCGGUAUGCUUGCCUUAUCCGAAAUCUACGGAGAUCAUUGUAAAUUAAAUGAAGUUAUAGAACAAAUAUCGGACAGGGUGGAAUGGACUUUAGCGCAGCGCUUGAAGGGUCAUAUGUACAUGAUGAAGAAAUGUGAAGGAAAAGUGGAUGCAAUCGAUUUAUUUAUUGGUAGAACAAUUCUUCAGGAUCAAAUCCGAAAUUGGGCAGAGGGAAAAAGGGCGAGUGGUACGAGGUCUGGGGCCUGGAGAGUAGGGACACUGUGGGGCAACAGGUGGAAACAAGUCUGCAAUGGUGGAAAGGGAACGACGAAGAUGGAGGAUGAAAGGAAAAAGGAAAAUUUGAAGACUAAUGCAAGUAGCAUGACGAAGCUCAUGAAACUGGACAGCAUUCCUGCUGGUAGUAGUCAUGCUGUAUCCAUAGGAGAUAUACUAGUGGAUACAGACAAUAAAUACGCCACCAAGGAAGACACAUUGAGACAAGUAUUUCAGGAUGUAAUGCAAAACGAUAGUUCUGGUCCCCUUAAUAUAGGCCAGGUAAUGGAGAAGUUGAAAAAGGAAACUGAAACAACAACAGCUGAUGUUUGUAUCAAGGGGGAGAAUGAUUUAUGUAAACGCCUAAAAUGUAUGGAGAACUACUUGGAGGCGACUAAGACGAUAACAGGAGCACAGACGACACCAACGAAUACGUUUUGGGAGGACAAUGGCGCAGUGAAGGCACUUUGGGAAGAGUUAGCAGAAGAAAUGAAGAAGACAGAUGGCAAAGCCAAAGACGGAACUCCAAAUGGAUGUGAAGCAUUGCAAAAUCCGUCUGAUAAGACGGCAUGCAAUUAUUUGCAUGCCGGCUUCACCGAACUGUAUACGACGCCGACGCCGGCGGCGUCGUCGUCGGCGACGACGGCGACGCCGUCAGUUUUAAACAACCCAUCGUUUAGACAAACGAUGGGUUGUUUUUUACUUCACGCUUAUGCAAAACACAUGAAAGAAAAAGCAACUUGUCUUAUUGAUGAUGGUAUAAAACAAGCUUUCGACACUGCUGGGCAGGGUAAGAGUGGUAAUGGUGAUAUUCCAUGCAAAUGGGAACAGGAAAAAUAUGACAGUUGCAAUAUUAACAUAAAUGGCGUUGCAGGCCAGGGGGGGAGUGCAAAGGACAAGGUAGAUGCUGUACUGAAAGCUGACAAAGACAACAUAGAUAAAAUGGCAAAGCAAAUAAAUACUGUAACAGACUUAUGUGACCAAGUCAAAUGUGUCACAACCCGAUGGAUGAAGGACAAAGCGAACAAUGGCGGUAACGAUCGUACUUGGAAUGAUGUAUGGGACCAAGUCAAGGAGCAAAUAAAAGAACUCGCCGCAGGAACUACUGAAGAUAAGAAGAGUGCAGUUAGCAGUAUCUGCAGUAAACUUUCGAAGGAUAGUGAUGGAAAGGAGGCUUGCCUCCUUAUAGCAGCAGGAUUAAAGAACCUCUACGACAUCAAGGACGACCAGAACGGUGUCGAUGCCGUUAAGGCAUCGUUCCAAAGAACGAUGCGUUGUGUUCUAUUAAAUGCCAUUGCAGAUAAACUACAAGACGACAAAUUUCCAUGUAAAGAUGAAAAGAAAACGAAGGAGGGGAUAGAGAAGGCAUUUGGACAGAGUGCUACUAUUAUGGGUCAAGGUGAAGGCUGCAGGAAUGGUAAUGUUACGUGUUUUAAGUGUGAGAGGAUGACUUUAGAGAAACUCAAGGAUUGUAAUCUAGACUCCCCGGGCACUACUCAGAAUGUAAAGGAAAAGGUGGAUGAUUUGCUCAAGAACGGAGGUCAGGAUGAAAUGAAGAAAAUUAAGGAUAACGCUAUAAAGGACAUAUGUAA